ACCACAUAUAAAAGUCUAGUCCAAGGGUACGCAGUCACAUAGUGUAGGUCACACCACAGAGACGGAGAGCUUGGAGACCAGCUGUACAGUAGCACAACUAGGAAGACAACAGUAGUAGAGUAUUAGAAUACAGGCUGAAAGAAACAGGCACUCAAGGACAGAGACAAAGCGGCACAGAAACAUCCCAAAAAGCAAAGGAACCAAGGAGAGACGGAGGAAAUAAAAGAAGACAAGUCCUACAGUAGGUUUCUCUCAUACACCACAACCAGGUGAGGAGUGAAGCCAGGUUGCCAGAUUGUGAAGAGGUAUCCCUCCUCCCUGUACAGCAUUUCUCCACAUCUCCCACUGGUCUCUCCUGGUGUAGCUGGAUCCUAGCCCACCAACAUGGCAACCCUGAAAGAGAAGAGGACGUGUGGCCAGCGGUGUGAGGACUUCGGUCGCUUCGUGUGGAACUCAGACACUGGGGCCCUGUUCGGAAGAACACCUGAGAAAUGGGUGUACAUCAGUCUGUACUAUGUAGCGUUCUAUGUGAUAAUGACUGGCCUGUUCUCUCUGGCCAUCUGGACUCUGAUGUACACGCUGGACCCCUACACUCCAGACUAUCAGGACCGCUUAACAUCACCAGGGGUGAUGGUCUGGCCACCUACAUACAUUGAGGAGGAUGUAGUACUCAGCUACAACAUGUCUGAUAAAGCCAGCCAGAUGAAGAUGUCCAACUACCUCAGCAACUUCCUCAAACCCUACAAUGACACGGCUCAACAGUCUAACUGUAACUGCACCCGGGGAGAGUACUUCAAACAGGAGAAAUUUGAGGCUCCACACCAUACCAAGUACUCCUGCCGCUUCACCCAGAGCAUGCUGGGACGCUGCUCCGGCCUGGACGACCCCACGUUCGGCUACAACGGUACCACACCCUGCGUCAUCAUCAAGAUGAACAGGAUCAUCAACUUCCUGCCCAACAACGGGACUGGCAUGGCUCCUCAUCUGAACUGCACUAUACUGAGUGGCCAUGAUAACAUAGACAUGAUCGAGUACUUCCCCACCAACGGAACCUUCGAUCUAUCCUACUUCCCAUACUACGGCAAGCUGGCUCAGCCCACCUACGUUAACCCUCUAGUGGCUGUGAAGUUCCACCUGGUCAAAGAGAGGGAGGCUAAGAUCCAGUGUCGUGUGGUGGCCCACAACAUCGCCUAUCAAGACUCAUACGAACCAUACCAGGGGAAGGUGGUCUUCCUGCUCCAGGCUCUGAAAUAAUAUAUUUUACUAGACAAGCCAACAAUCCAACCAUCUCGGUCCUAACCCUGGUCAGAGCCAUAGAGUUGGAUAGUGUUCCAUCAUCUUUGUAAUUAUGACUUUUGUGACAGAAUGUGAAGUGCAGUUGAGGGCUUUCUCCAUUUUAAAGUAGUCUGUGGGAAGAUAUCAAUUGAUAUCUUCACAAUUUCUUGAACAAGUAUUUCCUUAACCCAUAGAAAUUCCCACCCAGUUUGAGCCAUCUAUCCAAGUCUAUGAUCCCAAACCGAGGCAAUCUGGAAACCCAUGAAAAAGGAGAGUCGCACAUUAGCUCAUACGCAAUAACCAGCGGUUGGACAGACUAGCUGUUUUCAUCAGGGUAUGAUGGUAAUUCAGUUAUUGCAUUUGAGGUCCUAGAGCACAGGCGUCAAACUCAUUCCACGGGGGGCCGAGUGUCUGCGGGUUUUCGCUCCUCCCUCAUACUUGAUUGAUGAAUUAACAUCACUAAUUAGUUAGGAACUCCCCACACCUGGUUGUCUAGGGCUUUAUUGAAAGGAAAAACCAAAAACCUGCAGACACUAGGCCCUCCGUGGAAUGAGUUUGACACCCCUGUCCUAGAGGGUGCGGUUCUCUCGGUCUUAUUCCUAGUGUCCUACUCUGACAGGCACCUCACCUGAACAGAUGUUGUUCUCUCACCUCCAGAUUUAAUCUGGAAAUUCAACCAUCUCUGUCUAAAACAGAUGUUUUGCUUCAUUUUACCACUCUCUUUUACACAGCUUCUAGGACGGGUAUGUAACGUAUGGUUAAUGCUGCUGCUUGUACAACCAAGACAUUAGCUAUGCAUUGUAUCAUAAUGAAACAUUAAAAUCCAUAAAGACAAUAAGU
This is a messenger RNA of Salvelinus fontinalis (brook trout), 2115 nucleotides long. RefSeq names its product potassium-transporting ATPase subunit beta-like. Gene Ontology annotation, cellular component: sodium:potassium-exchanging ATPase complex. Gene Ontology annotation, biological process: intracellular potassium ion homeostasis; sodium ion export across plasma membrane; potassium ion import across plasma membrane. The record is from RefSeq and is a predicted model, not a curated record. The transcript is spliced from 7 exons. NCBI's taxonomy places the organism in Eukaryota, Metazoa, Chordata, Actinopteri, Salmoniformes, Salmonidae. Gene Ontology annotation, molecular function: ATPase activator activity. The coding region runs from base 385 to 1254 and encodes 289 amino acids.